UCAACAAGUACAUAAUAUCGAAUUCAACUCAAAACUGGUUCGGUGCGGUCGAUUGCUGCAACCACCACGGGAUGCGACUGGCAACGGUCAACGACGAGACGGAACAUGCCAGUCUGAACCAAGCUGCGGAAUCUUCAGCCGUUUUCAACGCAACAGGAAGCAAUUUUUGGAUUGGGGCAAGCGAUCUGGCCGCCGGAAAUGGCGUUCACGUCUGGCAGGCCACCGGCCAGAGCAUGAACUUCUCAAAGUGGCUCGAAAACAAGUCCCAGGAUGCGGCUAAACAUUGCGUCGAGUUGAACUACGAUCCUGCCGCGGAGACCUGGCACUGGAACUGGAAGCUGGAGGAUUGUGAGCGGAAGCUGUACUUUGCCUGUGAAAUGAUAAGGAGCCAAAUGAGCCGAGGCCGUAUGCGAAAAAAGCCCGGCAGGUCGCAGCUGCUGCCGUUUGACCGACCUGGCGGCAUCCUGUUUGAAGUGUUUGUGUGCGGGGACCGGAUUCGACCUGGUUCCAAUUGGCCACGGCGCAGAUCUACGAUCUACGGCGGCGGCGGCGGCAUUUGGCUCUUUCAGUGA
This is a messenger RNA of Culex quinquefasciatus (southern house mosquito), 572 nucleotides long. RefSeq lists its product as uncharacterized. NCBI's taxonomy places the organism in Eukaryota, Metazoa, Arthropoda, Insecta, Diptera, Culicidae. The coding region runs from base 72 to 572 and encodes 166 amino acids. The record is from RefSeq and is a predicted model, not a curated record. The transcript is spliced from 3 exons.